Messenger RNA from Vombatus ursinus (common wombat), 1086 nucleotides. It is a transcript of the gene SMIM20, whose product is annotated as small integral membrane protein 20. The coding region runs from base 86 to 289 and encodes 67 amino acids. Gene Ontology annotation, biological process: mitochondrial respiratory chain complex IV assembly. The record is from RefSeq and is a predicted model, not a curated record. The transcript is spliced from 3 exons. NCBI's taxonomy places the organism in Eukaryota, Metazoa, Chordata, Mammalia, Diprotodontia, Vombatidae. Gene Ontology annotation, cellular component: mitochondrial inner membrane.
CUCACUUCCGGUGCCUCGCGUCUGCUGCGAGCGCGGCUGGGGGUCCUGGGUCGGUGAUCUGUGUGGGGAGUCCCGAGCUCGGGUCAUGUCUCACAACCUGCGCACGGCGAUGAUUUUCGGUGGCUUCGCCUUCCUCCUGGGCGCCGCCUUCUACCCCAUCUAUUUCCGGCCCCUGAUGCGGACCGAGGAGUACAAGCUGGAACAAGCCAUAAAUCGGGCUGGUAUUGUCCAAGCAGAUGUGCAGCCACCAGGAUUAAAAGUGUGGUCUGAUCCAUUUGGAAGGAAGUGAAGAGGCUUGUGUCUGAUCUGAAUGGGAAAAUAAACAUCUUCAUAUCCUCUGUGCUGCAACAAAUAUAGAUUGUCUCUGUGGAGUGAUAACUAGAGAAGAUAGAAUUCUGUAAUGGAGUAAACACUAGUAGUUCCCACAAAUAUUAAAUUUUUCUGAAGUUUCAAAACACCGUUGAUUUAAGUUACACUAUUAGGAAGUUGUGGGGGGUGGAGUUUGUGAAUUUGUUAACUAAACCUCCCCAUUCUGGAUAGAAAAUAGACCUAUUUAUUAUUCAGUCUCUAUAGCCCAAGAGUUAUGAUUUAAAUAUGGGAAGAACAGCACCCUUGGGAAGAUCCUUUUAGUGUCUUGUGUGUUGCCAUUUCUCAAGUAAGAUACUGGAAUGAAGAUUUCAGUAAGCUGCUUCAUGGGCUGUGAGAAUGUUAGAGCCAAGAAAACCGUUUUGGAAUCUGCCCUGUGCUGUUUAUUAACAAGCACAGUCCAUCCUAGUCAUGUCCUGUGGAAGACUACUUAGUUUUUGAAUGUAAAUGAGAGGUAACAUGAUUUAGUGGAAACAGUAUUGAGUCUUCAGUCAGAAUACUUGGAUUUGAGUUUCAACUUUCCCACCUACCAGCUAUGUGACCCCAGAUCCUCUCUAGAUCUGUUUCUCCACUUGUAAAAAUGGGUGAAUUGGACAAGAUAAUCCAGUCCCUUCUAGCUCUAACAUUCUGUGAUGAAGUUACUUUGCAUACGUGGUGGAAGUAGAUGUAGGAUUAAUACAAGUGUAAAUGUGUACAUUAAAAUCAUUUGUUUAACUUUGC